AAUUAACCCGACAUUUCUAUUAAAAUUAUUUAAAUUUAUAAAAAUCAGUUAUCUGUUGUAAUCAAAAUUUUGAGCAAUGCCUCUUGCCAUCGACACUUACAGUCCAACUGAAAAUCCGGUUGUAACAAGCGAAAAUCGUGAAAAUAGUCUUAUCGAAACAGUGGCUUUCGUGAGCUCAUUCAUUAUGUUUUUGGUGUUUUUCCCGAUUUCGAUAUUUUCAUGUCUGGUUGUAAUGUUGGAAUUUCAAAGAGCGGUUGUAUUUCGUUUGGGACGUCUAAGGAAGGGUGGUCCACGUGGUCCGGGUAUAUUAUUUAUUUUACCUUGCAUAGACUCCAUUGUCACAGUUGAUUUGCGGACUAUAGCAUUCGAUGUGCCGCCACAGGAAGUGCUAACAAGAGAUUCAGUGACAGUUACACUUGAUGCCGUUAUCUACUAUAGAAUUCAUGAUCCACUCAAAGCGGUUAUACAAGUUGAAAAUGUUAUGUCUUCCACAAUGCUGCUGGCCCAGACGACGCUGCGAAAUGUGGCCGGUACAAAAAUGUUGAUGGAGUUACUGGCCGAUAAGGAGGCCAUUUCCAAGGCCAUUGAGGCGAUUUUAGAUGAAGCAACCGAUCCGUGGGGCGUAAAAGUAGAACUUGUAGAAAUCAAAGACGUACGCCUGCCUCAAUCGUUGCAGCGUGCAAUGGCCGCGGAAGCCGAAGCCACGCGGGAGGCUAAAGCGAAAAUUGUCGCUGCGGAAGGUGAAUUUAAUGCCUCGAAAGCACUCAAGCAAGCUUCGGAUAUAAUCGCAAAGAAUCCAAUUGCGCUGCAAUUGAGAUAUUUGCAAACAAUGAAUACAAUAUCUGCUGAACGGAAUACAACAAUUAUAUUUCCCUUCCCGAUUGAGCUGAUGGAUAUUUGAGGUUAUAAAUAAAACGACUAUGUUCAUGAUAUACAUAUGUACACAUAAAAAUGUGAAAGGAUUUCCUUAAUAUAUAAUUUUUGAAGUACUAA
This is a messenger RNA of Ceratitis capitata (Mediterranean fruit fly), 993 nucleotides long. RefSeq names its product erythrocyte band 7 integral membrane protein. The transcript is spliced from 4 exons. The record is from RefSeq and is a predicted model, not a curated record. Bases 77 to 901 code for a protein of 274 amino acids. Gene Ontology annotation, cellular component: plasma membrane. NCBI's taxonomy places the organism in Eukaryota, Metazoa, Arthropoda, Insecta, Diptera, Tephritidae.